Paramecium octaurelia is the source of this 473-nucleotide messenger RNA. Lineage: Eukaryota; Ciliophora; Oligohymenophorea; Peniculida; Parameciidae. The record is from the annotation of a GenBank genome assembly.
AUGAAGUUAUAAGUAUGUUAAUGGAUCUAGGUAAAGCUUUAGAUAACUUAAAGAUAUAUUAAGAAGCUUUUGAGUGUUAUGACAAAUCUAUUGCAAUUCCCUAAAAUGAUACCUUAUGGAAUGAUAAAGGUAAUUAUUUUAAAAGUAGUAUUAUUUAGGUGAAGCAUUAUACAUUCAUUCAUUAAAAAAGCUAUACUGUUGUACAAAAUCUACAAAAAUAUUAAGAAGCUAUUGAUUGUUAUGAAAUAUGUAUUGCAAUUAAUCCCUAAAAUGAUGCAGUAUGGAGGAAUAAAGGUCAAAUGAUUUUAAUAUUAUCUAGUCUUUGCAUUAACAUUUAACUACAAAUAAUACUAUUAAAGUAAUUAAAGAAACAUAGUGAGGCAAUUUUAUGUUAUGAUUAAGCUCUCUCUAUUUGCAUUGAUCCCCAAACAUUAUAACUUAAAGGUAGAUAAUUCUUAAUUAGAUUUAACUGA